Molecule: messenger RNA, 2366 nt
Organism: Setaria italica (foxtail millet)
Lineage: Eukaryota; Viridiplantae; Streptophyta; Magnoliopsida; Poales; Poaceae
Product: protein VASCULAR ASSOCIATED DEATH 1, chloroplastic
Exons: 18
Coding region: 127-1989 (620 amino acids)
Biological process (GO): negative regulation of programmed cell death
Source: RefSeq, a predicted model, not a curated record
ACCUACCCUUCUCUUCCAAUCCUCCCACCACCCUCGGCCUCCCCCUCUUCCCGGCGAGAGGCCCCCCUCCGGCGCCGCGGGACCGCCCCUGGCCGACUGGCUCCACUCUCCCCCGCGCCCGCCGGCAUGGCCUCGCCCACCGUCGCCUCCCCGAGCCGGGGGAGCCCCGCGGACACCCCGACCACCGCGCCCUCGCCGGCCUCCCCGCCGCGGCGCCUCGCGUCGGCCCCGCCCGCCGUCGACGCGUCCGGGGGAUCCUCCCCGGCCUCCGCCCACUCCGGGGAACAGCUCUCCGCCCCCGACGCCUCGAGCCCGCUGCUCGCGAGCAGGAGCGAGGAGUACAGGCUUCUCUUCCGGCUGCCGCCCGACGAGGUUCUUGUGCAAGAUUUUAACUGUGCGCUCCAAGAAAAUAUUCUGCUUCAGGGGCAUAUGUAUUUAUUUCUUCACCAUAUAUGCUUCUACUCUAACAUAUUUGGAUAUGAGACGAAGAAAACAAUUCCUUUGCAGGAGGUGACAGAUGUUCGUAAAGCAAAGACAGCUGCCAUUUUUCCUAAUGCCAUUGAAAUUGUUGCUGGUAGUAAAAGGCACUUUUUUGGAUCUUUCUUAACACGUGAUGAAGCCUAUCGAAUUAUAGUAGAUGGUUGGGAACAGCAUGUUAGUGAUGCAAGAUUACUCCUUGAACGUCAGGAGACAAAGUCAGCAAGUAGUAGUGAAGAAAAUGGUUAUGUUUUAUUGGAAGGAACAAAGGAAUCUAAACAAGAUGAAGAUUCAUCACAACAGGACAGGUCUGUCAAUGGUACAGCUGUCUCAAGUAGUAGUGCUGAUGGUAGUGAUUCCAACAUCAAUAUUUCCAGAAAGUUCUCAAAAGUUGAGGAGUAUGGAGCUGAAGACAACAUCAUUGCACUAAACCCAUUCAAUUUCGAGCCAGUUGAUGAGGCUGCUCCUAGUGUACCUGAGUCUUAUACUCUGAUCACGGAGUCAAAGUUUCAGGUGCCUGUGGAGGUCCUCUUCAAUUUCUUAUUGUCAGAUGGUUCUUUUGACUUUUUGGAUGAUUUCCACAAAAAAUGUGGUGACAAAGACUUCAGUUGUUCCAAGUGGCGUUCAGAUGAACAAGGAGGACUCGUAAGGGAUGUCUCGUUUUUGCAUCCAAUAAAAAUUUAUCUUGGUGCAAAAUUCGGGACUUGUCAAGAGGUUCAGAAACUUCGUGUUUACAAAAACAGGCAUCUAGUGAUUCAAACCUCUCAAUCAAUUGGUGAUGCACCAUAUGGGGACCAUUUCACAGUAGAGGGGAUCUGGGAUAUCGAACAAGAUAGCCUAGAUGGGAACUGUUGUUUCCUCAGGAUAUAUCUUAAUGUGGCCUUCUCAAAGAAAACCAUAUUUAGAGGGAAGAUAGAACAGUCAACAAAAGAUGAAUGCCGUGAAGUUUUCGGGCUCUGGAUUAAGCUCGGUCAUGAUCUUUUGAAGCAGGAGAACAAUCGACCGAAAGACGCUUCUGGCUCAACCAAUGCUGCUCUUCAGUUAGGGGCUACAGAAAAUGGGGAAAAUGCUGUGGAAAAUGCAGUGCCAAUGGCUAGUUCCGCACAGGAUGAAUCUGGUGUGAGAUGCCUCAUUACUCCUAUUCAAGAUCACCAGCAUAGAGCAGGAAGAGAUUCUUCUGUAGCAUCCACCUCACAAGAAUUGUGGGGUUCACUAACAUCAUAUAUGAGAUCUAGGCAACUAGGUCCAGUGCUAGCGGUGGCACUGGUGGCUUUCAUUAUCCUAAUGCAGGUAACCAUCAUAGUCCUACUAACUAGAUCCCCCCAGGUCCAAAUGUCACCUCAUGGGAUCUCCACGGGCAGCAAAGAAAGCAUAGAGUGGGUGCAGAAGCGCCUCAGCUUAUUAAGCGAGGAGAUGCAGCUAGCCGAGGCGCACAUGGAGAGGAUGAGGCACGAGUUUGCCUGGCUCAGGUCUCAUCUGGAGAGACUGGAGAGGCUGAGAGGCAAUUUAUGACUGAUGGGUGUACAUGAGGGCUGAUGCGGAGGUCGCAGCGUAAACACGGGCACAAAUACUACUCAGAGGUGUAAUGUUCAGUGUAUUUUGUUCUUCGUUUUUAUAUAUAGAGCGUACAGUUGCACAGAGGAGAGGAGGUGGAGUACAAUCGCCGUAAGGUGAAAUUGCGAAAUCCCGUUAUAGCAUUCGAUGUAAAUAGUUGGACCCUCCCAUUGUGUUGUGGUGUGUGCACUGCGAGGUUUGUGUCAUCCUCGCGUCAGGCAAUCACAUUGUUGUGUAUACUAGACUUAUUAUCUAUUGCUGAUUGCACAACACUGUAAGCAAAAGCUUUACGUUCUGGUUCCGAGCGUACCAUAAUUGCUCUUAUGUUUCGAUCU